Esox lucius (northern pike) is the source of this 7055-nucleotide messenger RNA. It is a transcript of the gene nexmif, whose product is annotated as neurite extension and migration factor. The record is from RefSeq and is a predicted model, not a curated record. Gene Ontology annotation, cellular component: nucleus. Gene Ontology annotation, biological process: negative regulation of neuron migration; negative regulation of cell-matrix adhesion; negative regulation of cell adhesion mediated by integrin. NCBI's taxonomy places the organism in Eukaryota, Metazoa, Chordata, Actinopteri, Esociformes, Esocidae. The transcript is spliced from 4 exons. Bases 455 to 4528 code for a protein of 1357 amino acids.
GUCAGGGACGGGGUGCAUCUCUGAAAAAAAAUUGGGUAGGCUGUAACAAUAGCAGGAUUCAGUAUUGCUGUACAAUAUUCCAGAGAGCGUCAUAGGAAAUAAACAUGCCCAUGCCGCUCCUUUAUGAAACAUGAUGUGCAUAUGACACAUGGAAUGGCCAAUAUAUUUUUUGUUUGUUUCCUGGAUUACGACGAAGACAGCAGAAUAAAAUGGAGUGGUAGGGGGACCGAGGCUCGCUGUCUCCAUCAUAGGGAGGCGCGUCCACCUGCUGAUACAGGGAGUCCGGGCUUGGGAAAAACAUGGUGAGGUCGCUCCACUGAGAAGAUACAGUUUCCAUCUGUCAAAUAAACAACUGCAAAAUGGAAUGCUGUCGACUAGAAAAGCCCAGCCCGUGUGAACAGAGAGGUUAGAAGAGGGCGAUAAUGUAAGGGACAACAAGAACAACGCUAAAUUGAUGGAUGUUUUUGACGACCCCAACUUUUCUGUGCUGGUUCCAAACCUGGAACAGUUCAACAAAGACAAUGAGAGUGACUCACCCAGCCAGGAGAGUAAUAGAAAGCCAGACACUGCCAGCAUCCCACCUAUAGCCAAUGAACCAAAACAAGGCCCUGAGAGGACCUCGCUGAGUCCAUCCUCACCCCUGAGCCCAACAGUUACCCCUCAGUCCAGCACCACAGCCACUAACACUGAUGAUUCCACCAAUGCCAUCUCCCUCACCUCCUGCCUCACAAAAGGGGUGAGUCACUGGGCUCUUCCAGAGGGCUGUAGUGACAAGGCUGCCUUCACCAUAAUGGAGACAGGGGGUGUCUCUGCUCUGUCGGUGGGGGACUGCCUCAUGCCACAGAGCCGCACGUGCCUGGGCUGCUUCAUCGAGACUAAGGACGCUGCAGAGCCUGAUCCCGGCCUGGGCCAGGACUACGACCCCUGUCCUGACAUGAGCAUGCAAUGCAUGAGUUCUGGGGAUGGGAUUCGCUAUGGGGAUCAGCUGCUGUCUGAUCAGCUUCUAAGCUACCCAGAGCACAAGGUCAGGGUGAAGGAGAAGACAGGUGAGGAGAAGUCAGCGGAGGACAGCGACUCAGAGGACGUCACGUCCAAGAGUAUCUAUGAAGGCCUGCUCCUGGACAAGUGUAACGGUGAAGAGGCUCUGCUGGCCAACUCCAGCCAGGACUGGGGCUGCUUCGAGUCCUUUAUCAGCGAAAGCAAGAUUGAGCUGCUGGACCUCUGCUCAAAGAAUGAACUCUCUGUAAACCUAUUCUCAGAAGAGGAUGUAGAUAACUACAUGUUUGAUGAUGAGGAUGAGGACUCCACCCUAGGCAGCGACGUGUGCUCGCUGAAGAUCCGCUACGAGUCCUUCCAGGACAAUGUCCGAGAGAAGACCAGCGCCAUUCAGGAGGAAACCCAGUUCAACUUCUUCCCAAGUGUUGUCACCAAAAAAGAGGGUGAGGUACCAGGGAAGAAGGGAGCAGAAGGGCUGCAGAAAGUUGAGGUCUGGGCAGCUGGAGAAAAGGUUGACAAAAACAGCUCUGUUGAAAUGACGCCGAAUGUCAGUCCAGAGAGCAGCUACCUGUUUGACUUCAACAACUCCACUGAGGACUCUGGAGAGUACAGUGAUGACAGCUCCUGUACUGGAUCCUCUCUUGACACCUGCCAGACCAAACGUGAACACUACUUCCUCUCUAGGGAAAACUCCAGCUCCUCAAGCCACCUGAGUUACGGGCUGAGGUCCAAGAGGAAAGUCAGAUACAGUGACGACUAUUUGUAUGACAUGGAUUCUAUUGAAAGCGAAAGGAACACAGAAAGAAAGAAAAAGCAGCCACCGGGUCCGAAAAAAGAGGAGGAUGAUGACUGGUGUCCAAAGAAGAGGAGGAAAUCAUUACGAAAAGACCCCCCAGUAAUAAUCAAAUACAUAAUCAUAAACCGAUUUAAAGGUGAGAAGCACAUGUUAGUAAAGCUUGGUAAAAUUGACACAUCAGAAACAACAGUAAGCUUAAGUAAGGACUUAGUUCAUAAGUACCAGAGAAUGGCCCCUUUGAAAGCCUACUGGCAAAAGCGGCGCCAGGAAAUGCAAGAGCACCGCAGGCUGGCUGCUGGUGAUAAAAACACAUUUUUAAAUGGCUGCAGGCGUUCCCUUAAUUCUAGCCUGACAAAACGAAAAUACAGGAUUGCAAAUAGAGUCAGAAUUCAAAGAAUUCAUGCUGUAGAGCUAGCACCAAACCAUGCCAAUCACAAACAGGAGGUGGGAGCAGCUGAGGCUGCCUGUACAGAUAUGGCAUCUAUAACAACAACAACCUCUGACUGUGCCGCUAGAUUAGUCCAAGGCAGUGUGUUUGGAAGAAGCAGAUCACCAGAGACGGAGGGGAAAAGACUUGGAAAUAAGAUGGUAAAAAUAAGAAAAUUUAAAAGCGAGGCCAGACUGAGGUUGAAAAACACGAAAGAGCAGAAUGGCAAAACUGUUAUAAGCCCACGAGAAUUUGGCCCAGUAGCCCCAAAUCAGAACUCAUGCAGCACCCAGCUUUGUGAUGACACCACUGAAAAGUCUACUGUUAUACCAGCCCCCAUCUCCUCUUCCAGCACAAUGACCCAUCCUGUAAAUGUGAAUAGUGAUCUACCUGUCAUCCCUGGAGGUUACCUGCAGACAUUGCUGGAUGCCUCUGACUCAUCCACUAACACUGGGUUGUCAUAUUAUUCCCAGCAGCCCCCCCGACAGCAGUAUCCUCACGGCCUCUCAGAACAGGAUCAUCAAUUCACUAACCUACAGCUGGCUCAGAGCUGUGUUCUGUCCCCUCCCUCAGAGUCUGAGCUCCAGCAAUCCACCUCUAACUGCUCCAAUCAGAUGGAGCAAAAUUUUGUUCACGCGUCAUGGCAGCCUGGAGGUGAACAGAUACCAUUUACAUCUGACAUUCCGCCUGAAUCUGUUGGCUUUCCCAGCACCAUGCCUUUGUCAAUAACAAACAACUUGCCAUUGUCGGAAUAUAGUCAAGUCAACGUAGAUGCAAAUCAAAUACUGUAUGAUAAGACAUUUAUGCCUGAGGAGCCAGCAGAGCCAGACUUAGACUUACAAGCGAGCCAGUCAGCUGAGGAGGAGGUGCACUUUCACAGAGUAAUUCUGAACACAGACAACGGCAGGCUGGCCAGCUAUGACUCUAUGGGCUCAUUGUCCGCCACGUCAAGCAACUACAGCUCUAUGAGUCUCAAGUCCUGUGAGAAGGAGAGUGAAGAGGACGUGAACGAGAACUUCUUGGCCCACUGUAGUCCCAAACUGGUGAUUCAGCAAAGUACUGAUGAGAUCACUCCCCUGAGGGAGUCCACAGACCUUCUGGACAUCUCCAAUUUCACCCCUGAUAAGUUCAGGCACUCAUCGUUAUCAGAGAUGUCACCACCCAACACGCCAAAUCUCUCUCCACAAGUGAUGGGGCCAGAAAUGAGGGAAAGCCAAGGAAAGGCCAGGGAGUUUCAGGGAGAGACAAGAGACAGGACUCACUCAGCUACACCAGAUGGGACAAAGUGGGACUGUAAUGUCCUUUCACAACAAAAACAUGAUGGCGGAGCGAUAAACAAUCAAGAGUUCCAUUUCCAUAAUUUCAGUGACAGUGACUGUACAGGGUUAGGUGAUAAGAUUGAUGGUACUGAUGUCAUUGAUGAGCAGGCCGAAUCCAUAGGAGGCCGAACUAAAGGCCCCAAGUCCAAAAGGAAAACAACCAGCAAACAGAAAACCAAGGCUCCAAGGGCUCCCAAGAUAGAAAAGAACAAAGCCCCUAGACAGAAUUCUCGUUCAUCCAAAAAGCUAAAAUCCCUGCUUGAUCCAAAGGUAAAAGGUGAAGAAAGUGAAGGCCUUGUAGCAUUGUCAGAAGACUGGCCUUUACUGAUGGAACACAGUGGGGGCUGGGCAGACGGCAACAAGAACAACAGUUCUAUGGAUGAUGGCCAGCGAGAGUUUGAGGAGCCCUCCAACAUCCUCUCCAACAUAGUCUCUGGGAUGGCAGAGGUAGAAAGGUUUAUGAAGGUCUCCAUCGAGCCAUUGUGGGAUCCCAUGUCUGGACUCUGUCAGCCUCCAGAGGCCAACAGCCUUAAAACAAAAACACUCAAAAUUCUGGCAGGAACAACAGCUGACAUCAGGAAAAAGGGUGGUUAUGCCACCUCCACUGGGGCAGGAAGGGGCAGGAAGGUAACUGGCCGUGAAGCCAAAAACCAAGUCAAGUUCAUUCAUUCAAACCCCUUCUUCCCUCCUCUCACUCUGGACUGCCACAUGUUCAACCAGUCCAGCCUCGGUAUACCUGGCAUCUGUGGGCCCGCACACAAAAAAAUGUACCGUCACAAAACCAGUGCAAAAUUUGCUCGUGAUGAAACCAAUACAGGGAAGCGGGAGUCGAGCAAGAACGUAGCUCUCAUGGCCUCUUAUGAGAAACUGAGCGGAAGAGCUUGCCCCAUCUUAAUAUUGUCCGAAUUAAAUGUGGCUCUACACAAGUUUAAAAUUACAGUUAAAAAGUUUUCCAUCUUUACAUUAAGUGUGUGGUUGCCUUCAGAGUAAGAAGAAAAAGUGGAUUGGGUCAUGAGGGGACAAUUUUAAUGUAUGAUCAUUACCAAUUUCACCCAGCCAUUACAUUUGUGAAUGUUUCAAUGGUGAUGGAGAACUGCAUCGCGGUUCUGAUGGGAACCAGACUUUUCAUAAUAAAAAAGGGAAUUUUUUUGUAUUAACAAUGAGAGGACUUUCUCAAACUGUACUAAUUUUCGUAAACUCUUGAAAUGGCAUUAUUUGUCAUUGGCUUAGUACCAUGGUUUGGGGAGAGGAGGUGGGAGGGUAUGUGGAUGAAGUUCUCAGAAUUGCAAUUUGUUAAUGCUAUUAUUGUACAGAGACAUACAUAUGCACUAUUUGCAGAAUAUGACAAUAAUUAUAACUGUGUAAAAUUGAAUUAAUGUGCCAAGCGUUGAACAAGUAUCUGUAUAAACAUUUUAUAUCUAUAUGUAUAUUUGCUGUUUCAUGUUCUUUUUGUUAGGGUUGUGGGGUCGGGGUUCUGGACUGUGGUGGCCGGUCAGCAUUCCAGACAUCUUCUUGGGACACAUGCUGUUUGCAAAGCACCUUUAGCUGAAAGUGCUUUAAUUUUUAUGAAAACACUAAUUCCAGUCUUUUCUUUAACACAUUCCUUUAAAAUGAUUGCCAUCUGAUCUGCAAACCAACAGCCAACAUGGUGAAAUACAGAAUGGGAUUGAAUAGAUGCUGUGGAAUGCUGAAAUGCCAUAAGCUGUUUUACCAACUAAAUAGCAGAACUUUGGCAUUAAGAAAUAUUUAUGCUCUAACAGGUCAGUUAAAGAUGCAGUCCACAAUUUUUCCCACUGGUUGUAAAAGUGGCGCUGUUGACCCAAAAAUGGUCCUUGAAAAUUGUGUUCUGUUAUGUGUUCGCUGAUUGCUGCCCCAUGUCAUACAAACCCCUCGCUUUCAAACUUGGAAUAGAAUGGCUAACAGAGGUAUGAUAGUGAUUCUUCUCAAUGUUCAUUUUGGCUGCAUUUUUGUCAUUUGAGUUGUUUUCAUUUUUAUCAGUCUGGUAUAACUUCCGGACAACAGGUCUACUGUAGUUGGAGGCAAUCUGAUUGUGCACAUGAUUGACAUAAGAAACGGCAAAAAGCAAUGACUAAAAUGACAAAUUAUUAGUCACAUUUUAGUUAUAAAAUGUAUUUUAUGAAAUAAUGAAUAUUUAGACUACCUCUUGCCCAUUAUGUGAGGAGACAAAAAGAGUUGUCCAACAACAUUAUGGCUGUUGCCCAUAGGUUUAGUAUAAUGAUUCCUAAAACUCAAACUAAGUAAGACUAAAAUAAGUUAACACUGAUUAUUCUUACUGGUUAUGCACAUACAAACAAUUUACACACAAUAUUACACAUCCAGCCCAAAAUGGGAUGUUUAAAUAUUUUGUCAAUCACAAAAUCACAGACAACAUCUUGAAAUCUUGAUGUUUGCAUUCGUUCUACACUCAAGAUUAGCGCACUGCUUCAAAUAAUCCCAUGCAAUACCAUGCUUUAUCUACGGAUGCACCAGCAUGGAGCUCAGUACUGAAACGCUACAACUUAUUUAAAUUGACAUUAAUAAAUACUACCCAUCAGAGAUCUAUUUUUAUUGUGAAGACCUUUGUCUCUGGAAACCCCCAUUCUCCUCCAUCUUCUCCCAAGUUGCCCGGCUAGCUACUGAGCCUGGAGAUCAGGACAGGUGUCACCACCAGGUGGUGUGGAGCAGACUGCCUUAUAUCAUCCCUGCCCAUUGUCAACUGAAUGUACUGUUCACUUCCUCUUAAACAGGAGUUUUGUAGAUGUACCACUGUUGAGCUGCCUCUGAAAUGGGCUCGAAAGAAAUUCCCCUUGCAGGUAACUAAAAAAGUAUGAAGAAAUCAUUGUUGCCCUAUUUAUGAAUGUAUGAGAUACUAUUAUGUUUAAUGUAUUUCUGACAUGAUUUUGACAUUAACAAGAAUUAUGUUUUGCCUUUUUUGUUAAAAAAGAUUUUGCUUUAAAAAUAUCGUCUGAGUUGCUGAGAGGGGGAUUCCAAAAGAACUCUUGACAUCCUUGAUCUUGUAUAUUUUUCAGUGUGCUAAUUUGUAAAAUAUUUUCGAAGUGUAUAUUUUCUUAGGAAGUGCUGUGACGUAUUUGUGAGUGUGAAGACCCUUUUUUGCCUUCACAUACAGUGAAAGGGAUGUAUAACUACAUGCCUCUGGUUUUAAAAACCAAAAUAAUAAACAUAACAAAAAAACUAUAAAAAGGAGCAGGGAAAAUGCUGAGGAAAAAAAGCUGUAACAUUUUGUCAGAAGUUUUGUAAUCAGACCAAUCUUGUUGUGGGAGUGUAGUGCUUUAGUGUAAAAGUAUGAUAAAACUGAAAGACAUAAUUGUGAUUUCAUUGCUGUUUUAUAGAUUAUCAUGUAAAACAUUCUAGUAUUAUUUUGUUUUCUUGUAACUGUUGCAAAGGUUUAAAUAUUUGUGAACAAGCCUGUAUGGUGACAAUGUAAUAUUGGUAACUCGCUGAGUUUUGUAAUAAUGUUUAUGGAAUAAAUAUAAAAUAAAAAUGAGCGUUUAAUUGC